Hemiscyllium ocellatum (epaulette shark) is the source of this 2706-nucleotide messenger RNA. It is a transcript of the gene bbs4, whose product is annotated as Bardet-Biedl syndrome 4. Gene Ontology annotation, cellular component: ciliary basal body. The coding region runs from base 119 to 1783 and encodes 554 amino acids. The record is from RefSeq and is a predicted model, not a curated record. Gene Ontology annotation, molecular function: protein binding. Gene Ontology annotation, biological process: cilium assembly; protein localization to cilium. Lineage: Eukaryota; Metazoa; Chordata; Chondrichthyes; Orectolobiformes; Hemiscylliidae. The transcript is spliced from 18 exons.
AAAGAGCCCGGAUGUUGAGGGUGAAGACGGCGGUGAGGCAGGGACUAUUUCUGACUGAAAACCUGCAAGUUGAGUUUAUCUGCAUUCAUUAGCUGCUUCCAUCUUUGCUCAUGGGAAAAUGUCGGAUUUGGGGAAAGAAUUGGUCGUUCAAUGUACUGAUGUUCGAAAAUCACAAUCAAGGAAAGUACCAGAACUCCCCAUCUUUGAAAGACGGAACUGGCUGAUACAUUUGCAUUAUAUCAGAAAGGACUAUGAAACCUGUAAGACAAUAAUCAAAGAACAGCUGCACGAGACCCAUGGGAUGUGUGAAUAUGCCGUGUAUGUACAAGCUUUGAUAUUCCGUUUGGAAGGAAAAAUUCAAGAGUCUCUUGAGCUCUUUCAGACUUGUGCAAUACUAAAUCCUCAGAAUGUGGACAACCUGAAACAGGUGGCUCGAUCGCUGUUUCUGCUUGGGAAACACAAAGCAGCAAUUGAAGUUUACAGUGAAGCUGCAAAAUUAAACGAAAAGGAUUGGGAGAUCAGCCACAAUCUCGGUGUCUGCUUCUUGCAUUUGAAGAACUUUGAGAAGGCUAAAGAAUAUCUGAACUGUGCUUUACAAACCAGCCGUCAUGAUCUGACUUUCAUGGUCCUCGGGAAGCUACACUUAAUGGAGGGAAAUACCCAAAAUGCAAUUGAAACAUAUAAGAAAGCAGUGGAGUUUUCUCCCGAAAAUGCCGAGCUUCUGACUACAUUGGGGUUGCUGUACCUGCAGCUUGGAAUGUAUCAGAAAGCCUUUGAACAUCUAGGAAAUGCACUUACCUACAACCCCAAUAAUUACAAGGCCAUCCUGGCUGCAGGCAGUAUGAUGCAGACUCACGGUGACUUUGAUGUUGCUCUGAGUAAGUACAGAGUAGCAGCACAUGCUGUCCCAGAAAGUCCACCCCUGUGGAACAACAUUGGAAUGUGUUUCUUUGGCAAGAAGAAAUAUGUAGCAGCUAUCAGCUGUUUGAAGCGAGCCAACUACCUGGCUCCCUUUGAUUGGAAGAUUCUCUAUAAUCUGGGCUUGGUGCACUUGACAAUGCAGCAAUAUGCGUCAGCAUUCCACUUCCUGAGUGCUGCCAUCAACAUGAAGCCGAGAAUGGGCGAGUUAUACAUGCUGCUGGCUGUGACAUUAACCAACCUGGCAGAUCCUGACAAUGCAAAGAGAGCCUACAACCAAGCUGUGAGUUUGGAUCAGUCAAACCCACUGGUGAACUUAAACUAUUCAAUUUUACUGUACAAUCAAGGUGACAAAAAGGGAGCCCUUCACCAAUAUCAGGAAAUGGAGAAGAAGAUCAAUAAACUGAAAGCCAGUAGUAACAUGCCAGAGUUUGAUCCAGAGCUGGUAGACAUGGCUCAGAAGAUGGGAGCUGCUCUUCAGGUCGGGGAGAAUCUGGUCUGGACUAAACCAGCAAAGGAUUCCAAAUCAAGAGAGCGUCCAGCACCAUCCAGUAAAUCCACCACCAACCAACAACCGCUGGGCUCUAACCAGGCCCUAGGUCAGGCUAUGUCAUCAGCUGCAGGGUAUAGCAAAACAAUGCAGCUCUCUGCAGGUGGAUGCCCAAUCCGAACACAGAAACCUCCAUCAUUACCCUUGGAACCAGAGUCCACUGUAGAUGCGGGCACUGAUGACCUGAACAAAAAGCGAGAACUGAGACUAUUACAUGCUCAUCAUCUAUUACAAAUUGUGUUAUCACCUGAACAGGUAUUGCAAAUACAAAAUGAAUCUUUAAAAUGGAACAGCCUUCUGAGCAAUGGAUUAUAAGGUGGCUACAAUGUUACACAACCAAAUCUGUUUCUUCUCAUGUUACAUGUUCUCCUCACUCUGAGAAAACAUCGAAUCUCUAAGGGCAGCUUCUCUGCAUGGGUUGUGAAGUGUACUUCUGAUCAAACGGAUGAAAAUAUAUAGAACUGAAUUCCCAAUCUUGUCUGUUUGCAAAUACAAAAUGAAUCUUAAAAAUAGAACAGCCUUCUGAGCAGUUUGCAACUGUCACCACAGAACAGAAAUCAUGUUAGACUGAGACUGAUAGAGUAAUUUCAAUUUAAUUGCAUUAUUCUUAUCUUUAGUGUGUAAAUCAAGUCUGAACAGGUGAGCUAAGUUGUUUGGUGCAUUAUUGUAGCCUCUGCAUUAUCGCCAGAAAUACGGAGAAGUUUCUGAAGAUCAUUAUUUACUGCUUUUACUGGAAUGGUUAAACCCAGGAGCAAACAUUUAUCCAGUCAUUCCUGUUAAACUGGAAUAAUACUGGAGUUUCAAAGCUCUGUUCUUUUUAUCCCCUACCAUUCUUGAAAACCUGUAAUGAUGGUUAGGGGUAUGAUGAACAACAACUCUUUGCUGUCUUAGUAUUCAAAAGGAAUUGGUGAAAACGCAAUUCAAUAUCUAAAACAAAGUGGGAAUACUGGUGAAACUCAGCAGGUCUGGCAGAGUCUGUGGUGAGAGAACAAGAGCUCAUAUUGUGAGAGCAGUAUGACUCUCCUUCAAAAUUCCAAAAUUGAGAGGGGAAAUGCUGAUCUGCAGCACAAAAUUUGCAUUCAGUUUUUCUUUUGCCCUGAUCCCUCUACAGCAAAUCCCAGCUGAUUCCCAAUAUCCCCUUUAUUAGGGCACAUUUCCAAAGGUGCCGACAUAAAUAUUGGCAAGAUAUUCCCCAUACAUUUUUCAGCAAACAAGCUUUGGAUAAUAGCAAUGAGGUG